Helianthus annuus (common sunflower) is the source of this 738-nucleotide messenger RNA. RefSeq lists its product as uncharacterized. Gene Ontology annotation, cellular component: mitochondrion. The transcript is spliced from 3 exons. NCBI's taxonomy places the organism in Eukaryota, Viridiplantae, Streptophyta, Magnoliopsida, Asterales, Asteraceae. Bases 150 to 500 code for a protein of 116 amino acids. The record is from RefSeq and is a predicted model, not a curated record.
UAUUCAAAAAUAUUAUGCCGAAAAAGUCUGAGGCGUCAGAGCACAAUAAACCCUAAAAUCGGUUGCUGGACAGUAUCGCGUAUUUAAGCUUCUGGAUUGAAGUAGUUAAGCCGGUUGAAUUAUCAAGAAGGGCUGAAUAUUAUUGUGUAAUGGAGUUGGGUAAGAAGGCAGUGGAAUUUGCCAACAGAGCAGCAAGCAACGACACCGUGGUCAACGUGUUCCUGGUGGGUGCGUUUGCAGGGCUCACCGUUAGAUCAUUCAACCAGCAACGGCAUAUCGAAACGCUAGAAUCCCAAAGGGAUUCGCUUGUGAAAUCCAACAAGUCAAUGCGACAGACCAUUUGGGACUGGAAGCAGAAACUCUAUGCUGAUGCUGAGGCUGACAAAAAACCUGUCGUUCCACUUUCCAAACUUAAGUCCAUUUAUGGUGAAGUUGCACUAGUUCCUCAAUCUGCGGAGAAGACAGACGGAAAAGCAUCUGCAACUAAGAUCAUGAUCUGAGUGUCUUCUUCCAGGUGGGCGUGGAUGAGCAUUGGAUCAAUUUUCAUAAAUAGUUACUACUGACUGAUGAUGACAUAUUAAUCCUUGUUGCCUGACCGCUAAACGAUGCUUCAGUUUUGUACACAUAAUGCUCGCUCGCUUAUAAAAAAGAGUUAUCAAACAUACAUAUUUAAUCUUCUUGAUAUGGAUAUUAUUAAGUUUGAUGGUGAGAAAUAAGGUUAUCAUUUUUGCAUCUUAA